Messenger RNA from Cinara cedri, 2511 nucleotides. The record is from the annotation of a GenBank genome assembly. NCBI's taxonomy places the organism in Eukaryota, Metazoa, Arthropoda, Insecta, Hemiptera, Aphididae.
UAUCAAAGUAUAUGUACAUGAUACAUUGAACAAUUUCCUUUUUUAAUUGAUUGACUAGAUUGUAACUACAAAUUCUUUUAGUAAUCAACUACUUAGUAACUAGACAGGAUAUAUGAUGACUAUUAAAGAGGUAAAUACUAUGUUAUUAUUUAUAUAUCUAAUUUUUUAAUAAUACUAUGAAAAGAAAGUUUACUAUUUGUUGUUAUUAUUAUCAUUAACAAGUGUAUAUGAAUUAGUUUUGGAAAAUAUUAAGGGUUCUGAUAGUGGUUUUUUAGAAAUUGUUGGCCUAUGGGGCCUCCACACACUCAGUGAGGCUAUUUUUGAGAAAUAAAUUAUAAUAAUAAUAAUUUUCAAGUAAGAAGUCUUAUCAAAAAAUUCAAUCUGUUUUAAUUUUUUUAUUAACGUAAACCUAUUUAUUAUUUUUUUUUUCAAAACGUGGUUUAUUCUAUCUCGUGGAGUCAUUCUAUUUCAAUAUUUUUUUGAAAAAAAAAACAGAUUGUCCAUAGUUUCCCUUUUAAGCUUAAUUUAUCAGUUGUAAUCUUGUUGUAUGGAUUCUAUCAGCAUCAUUGCUACUGCAAUAUGUGGACUACGGUUUUUACAGUUUUACAGCAAUAUUUAGUAUAUAUACUUAUAGAAAUUAUAUAAAGUAAAUAUAUACGUACAUUUUUUAUUCAUAUAUUUAUUUACUUUAUAUAUUUAUGAAUAUUAACUAUUUUAAUAAUUUUGUUUUUACUUUAUUAUUUUAUUAGAAAUUGUAUACUAUAUAUGUAUAGUUGGGCCAUUGAACCUACUGUUUUCAUGUUUCAGUUAAAUAUAAAGUGUAAUCAAAUUAAGGUUUACCGUUAUGAUAGAGACUUUAUUGCACAGAAAAACUGAUUAAUCAUUCAACUAUAAUCUAUCUUAUAUGACAUAAAAUGGGAUUUUGAUAUUGAAACAAUUAUUAUACAAUAAAAAAUAAAGAUUUAUAAGAGUUCAUAGAUUAAAUAGGAAAUACAGAUUAUAUUGAUUAUAGCAUGUAGUGAUAAUUUUUAGAGAGUCAAUAAAUUAUAAAUAUUUUAAUAAUUACAUAGUAGACUGCAUAUGACAAGAUAGCCAUAAUUGAUCCAGAAAAGGUUAGAAAGAUCAUAUAGGAAAUGUUAAUAAUUAGAAUGUUAUAUUUUUAUUUCAGAUUUUGUUUCUUAUAAUUGUAAUUAUAUCAGUUACAAAAAGUUAUGGAAAUAAUGAACAUUUAGCUCAAAGCAAUGAAGAUACAGAAGAUGAACCAAUUUAUAGCAAUCAUAAAUACUUUGAUGAUGAUUCAAUGGGAUCUAUACAAAAAUGUAAUGAAACAAAAGACCCCUCAUAUUUAGUAUUUAAUGUUCUAAAAAAUAUCGUACAACUAAAUUUUAAAAUAAGUAUGAGUUUAAAAAUAUUUUAUACUCGCAUGUGCCAUUUCUAUCUUAUAAACAUACAACAUAGAAAAUUUGUGUCCAGCAAAGACAACUUUAUGCUGUUAGUUUUUAUAUUAAAGUGAAUUGAUCAAUAAGUUUAAUAAUAGAUUAAUUCAAUCAAAUAUUAAAACUAACGUCACAAAGUUGCCCUCGCUGAAUGCAAAUUUGCUGUCGUACGCUUGUAAGACAGAGGCACGAGUAUCACGUUUUAUAUUUAUACAUAUAUUUAAAUGUUGGGUAUAUCAAUUUUUUAAAACACUGUUAUUAGGAAAAACUGUAUAGUAAUAUGUUAUAUCUUUCAGUGUUAAAACUAUGCAAGUUAAACUGUAAUUAGAUAAGUACUUGUUCAAUGAUAUAGGGUUUCUUUCCUUAUGACUUUUAUUACCCCUUAUGAAAAUGUUUUAAAAAUAUUUGAUUUGAAGUUUUGUGUUAAGCUUUAAAUAUUUUUGAUUAUAAUAUAAAUAAUAUUCUAAUAAAAAAAAAAUUCAAGAUUUUUGCAUUAACUUUUUGAAGUAUUUUUUAAUUGUAUAUUAGUAAAUAUAUUGUUUAAUAAAAAUCUUGCACAGCCCAGAACUAAUUUCUAUAACUUUAAGAAAGGUUUAUGUUUCAUUAAUACUCUAAUCUCAUUCAUAUUUAAAUUGCAUAACAAUAUUGUUAAAUUUUAAACUGCGUAGGUACUUUUCGCAAUUUAUUUAUGUAAUAUUAAGUUUGUAAUAAUUUGAAUUUAACAGACUUAUCACAUAAGAAGUAAAUUUAAAAAUACAAGUAAAAUAGUUAUUAUUUAUAUUAAUGAAUGUGUUUUAUUAUAUCAUUAGAUGAACCAGGGAGAGUUCAAAUAAAAGUCUAUAGAGGACCUGAUAUAGUAGGAAAUGAUGAAUCAUAUGCAGCACAUGGAUUUUGGGUUAAACAGCCAUCUGAAGAUUAUUAACAAUUAGUAUUAAGCUUAUCAGUUUGGGCAAGAGUAAUAAUAGCUGAACUAUGUGGGAUAAAAUAAAAUAAAAAAAGUUGAAUUUUUACCUAAUCAUCAAAAUAAGAAUAUGUGAUUUAAUUUGUAUAAACUUAUUAAUAUUAUGUAGGUACU